Molecule: messenger RNA, 558 nt
Organism: Fusarium venenatum
Lineage: Eukaryota; Fungi; Ascomycota; Sordariomycetes; Hypocreales; Nectriaceae
Source: RefSeq, a predicted model, not a curated record
AUGCACUUCUCAGCCAACCGCAUCGACAAUAUCCUCAAAUUGCGCAAGAAGGAAGGUGAUCCAUAUGACAUGGUAUGGACUGAGAUGUAUCGACUCGCCCAUCCCGACGCCAUUCAUAUACCAGCCCCAUACAUCCCGACAUUCAAUCAGGCUCUGGCCGUUGUGCGUAACCCCACGGAGAGUUUCAUGAAGAGAUUGGUCCUUGACUUUGCUAGCCAAGGCGGAACAAGUCAGGAGGAAGCGACCAAGAACGUGCGUGCCUUUUACAAGUACCUGCCAGUCUUCUAUGAUACCCUUAGCAGAAUUGGCCCACAUCCUGCCAAAAACAUUGUGGCUCAGGCAGCCAGCCUUGAGAGCCUCCCAAGUACUUCCGCAUCAACAGCCCAUGAGGGCCCACUUCAGCUUCCAACACCUGCUGCAGAUUGUGUUCCUACCCACGCGUUUACACCGGAUCCAGAAGGCCUUUUAACAGAUAAAUGGAGGGUGGGUGAGACAUCAACGGACGAACAGGAGCAUAUGAAUUUCUUAGAGAAAGAAUGCGAUGGCUAUUUUACUUAG